AGCCUCGUAAAACAUCCACAACACGUCGAUUUUUAAUGACGUAGUACGCAACAACGGGCAGCCAGACUGUAACCGACGGUAAAACACGUGUUAGAAACUGCAGCUAUGAAUUGGAACAAAGGAGGACCGAGUGGUAAACGUGGAUUUGGCUUCGGAGGGUUUUCUCUCUCUGGGGGUAAAAAAGAGGAGCCUCGACUGAACCAGCAGUCUCACGGUUCGUUUGGAAGCUCGGGGUCUGCAGGAGGUUUCGGGAAAAACCAGCAGCUGCCUGCGUUUUACAAGAUCGGAACCAAACGUGCCAAUUUUGACGAAGAAAAUGCCUAUUUUGAGGAUGAUGAGGAGGAAUCAGGUGCCGCAGAUCUGCCUUAUAUCCCAGCGGAGAACUCUCCUACUAGGCAGCAGAUGCAGUCUGGGGGGGGAGGAGGUGGAAGUGGAGGAGGUGGAGGAGGAUCAGACAGUGAAGAUGAUCCCCUUGAUGCCUUUAUGGCUGAGGUCGAGAACCAAGCAGCCAAGGACAUGAAGAAACUGGACGAAAAAGAAAAAGAGAAAAAGCUGACCAAGGGUAUUCGAGAUGACAUUGAAGAGGAAGAUGAGCAAGAGGCUUAUUUCCGUUACAUGGCGGAGAACCCGACGGCGGGGCUGAUCCAGGAGGAGGAGGACGAGUCCAUGGAAUAUGACAGCGACGGGAACCCCAUCGCUCCCACCACUAAAAAGAUCAUCCUGCCUCUUCCUCCUAUUGAUCACUCUGAGAUCGACUACCCUCCUUUUGAGAAGAACUUCUACGACGAGCAUGAAGAGCUCAACAUCUUGACUGGAACACAAGUGGUGGAGCUGAGACACAAGCUCAACCUGAGGGUGUCUGGCGCCGCUCCUCCUAAACCCUGCACCAGCUUCGCUCAUUUCGGCUUUGACGAGCAGCUCAUGAAUCAGAUCCGCAAGUCCGAGUACACGCAGCCGACACCCAUCCAGUGCCAGGGUGUCCCUAUAGCCCUGAGCGGCAGAGACCUCAUCGGCAUCGCCAAAACGGGGAGCGGCAAGACGGCCGCCUUCAUCUGGCCAAUGCUGGUGCACAUUAUGGACCAGAAGGACCUGGAGCAGGGCGAGGGACCAAUUGCUGUGGUCGUCUGCCCUACCAGAGAGCUCUGUCAGCAGAUCCACGCAGAAUGUAAACGCUUCGGAAAGGCGUAUGGCCUGCGCUCUGUGGCCGUGUACGGAGGGGGCAGCAUGUGGGAACAGGCCAAGGCUCUACAGGAAGGGGCCGAGAUCGUCGUGUGCACUCCGGGCCGCCUGAUAGAUCAUGUAAAGAAGAAGGCGACAUCCCUGCAGCGAGUGACCUAUCUGGUGUUUGACGAGGCUGAUCGUAUGUUUGAUAUGGGCUUUGAGUAUCAGGUGAGAUCCAUCGCCAGCCACGUACGACCAGACAGACAAACUCUGCUGUUCAGUGCCACGUUCAGGAAGAAGAUCGAGAAGUUGGCACGGGACAUCCUUAUUGACCCGAUCCGCGUAGUGCAGGGAGACGUCGGAGAGGCGAACGAGGACGUGACCCAGCUGGUGGAGGUGCUGAGUGGCACGGAUAAGUGGGACUGGCUGACAAGGAGACUGGUGGAGUUCACCUCAUCUGGCUCCGUGCUCAUUUUCGUGACUAAGAAGGCCAACAGUGAGGAACUGGCCACCAACCUGCAGCAAGAGGGCUACAGCUUGGGCUUGCUACAUGGAGACAUGGACCAGAGCGAGAGGAACAAAGUCAUCAGCGACUUCAAGAAGAAGAGCUUGCCAGUCCUGGUGGCCACUGAUGUCGCGGCUCGUGGAUUGGACAUACCUUCAAUCCGUACUGUUGUAAACUAUGACGUUGCCCGGGACAUCGACACACACACACACCGCAUCGGCCGUACGGGUCGCGCCGGAGAGAAGGGUGUGGCCUAUACUUUGCUCACAAGCAAAGACACCUCAUUCGCGGGUGACCUUGUCCGUAACUUAGAGGGUGCGAAUCAGAGCGUCCCGAAGGAACUGAUGGAUUUGGCCAUGCAGAAUCCCUGGUUCAGGAAAUCUCGUUUUAAGAGUGGAAAAGGAAAGAAGCUGAAUAUCGGAGGUGGAGGUCUCGGCUACAGGGAGCGACCAGGCUUAGGAUCUGAUUCCUCAGAGCGCAGUAGUGGUUCUGUCCUUGGCAACUACGAGUCCUACAAACCCCCAAGUGGAGCCAUGGGAGAUCGCAUGGCUGCCAUGAAGCAAGCUUUUCAGGCCCAGUACAAGAACCACUUUGUGGCAGCAUCCAGCAGCUCUCCCAAGCUCAGCGCUCAGUCAAAUAGCACCUCAGGUUGGACAAGUGCAGGCAGUCUGAGUUCAGUGCCCUCUGGAUCCCCCGAAGGAAGCCGUACGUUGUUAUCUUCCUCCCCGAUGCCCCCUCCUCCUCCGGCCAUCAGUCUGGGUACUAAGCUGGCCGGCUUUAGCAGCUCGGGCUCUCUGAGCUCUGUGUCAGACUCUCACUCCUCCUCCUCCUCCUCCUCCUCCUCCUCCUCCUCUUCUUCGUCCAGAGAGGAUUCCCGCCACGACAGGAGCCGCCAUGGAGACAGCCACCAUCGCCACAGUGACCGGGAUCGGUAUGGGGACAGGGAUCGCUACGGCGAUCGUGACAGGGACCGCGAUCGUCACAGCGACAGCCGCAACGGCGAUGGUCGCCGUGAGAGAGACACUUGGAAAGGAGAAAGAGAGAGCGGAGAAAGGGAGAGCGGAGAAAGGUCAAGCUCACACAGAGGAGGCGAGGACAGCUUCGCUGUUCCAGAUCCACCAAAACGGAAAAAGAGCAGGUGGGACAGUUAGAGAGAAACCAGCAGGAGACCUCGAACGAGCAGCUCUGAGAUCAGCCAGCCUUCACAGCACAGUCCAUCUGUCUGCUGUUCCUCAAAUGUCAACAUAUAAAGGGCACUGAAGACUCUGAGAGAGUUACAUCUGCCUGUUCUCUUCAGUAGAUUCACUGUCCCUUUUUCCGUCCUGCGGCUGGUCGCGAUGUUUUAAGCUGUAAAUGAGAAAGUAUGAAUUAUAGAGAUGUGGAACAGUCAUGCAGGCCUUUCUCUGUAACUGUGUAUGAGUGUGUGUGUGCAAAUACAUCUUUCUGACCACAAAGUAAUGUUUUGGGGAGGAGAUUAUUAGGGCUUUUUUUGUUUUAGGGUGCAGGAACGACUUCGGUUCCUAGUGUUGAAUUAAAAAAGAGAGUUAAACAAUUUCGACAUGUCUGUGAUUAAAAAUAAGAAUUAUUCAAAGACUUAGUCAUUGAUAUAAUGAUCCAAAGUAUCUGUGAGUGAUCUAUUUUGUAGGUUUAUGUCUUCGUUCUCUAUUUUAGUACAUACCAUUUGAGCUUGGUCAGAGUUGUGCCCUUAUGUAGUCCCCUUCUAUCCUCUCUGUGAUUUUGUGUUAUUUUAAAAGAGAAAUUAAGUAUGCUAACUAGGUGACCUUAAAACUCAUGGCUUUAGUUUGGUACCUGGCUCUAAAUAAAGUGAAGGUAUUAAGUCAUACUCCGCCAGUCAUUGCAUAAAAACCUUGAAAACAUCACAAUCUACUUAUGUAGGGAGGAGGUCUGGAAUAAAAUGUGUGCCGUGUAUUUUUAUUCCGGUCUGCUACAUUCUGAAGGCUUAUCUAAACACAUUAAACACUUUUCUUGUAUUUCAUCCAUUUCAACCAUUUUGUGAUCCUGUUACAAUUACAUAAAUCAUACAAUAGCAACCUGGAUUUCAAUAAACGUGUUAAGACCUUGUUGAAUAA
Molecule: messenger RNA, 3756 nt
Organism: Tachysurus vachellii
Lineage: Eukaryota; Metazoa; Chordata; Actinopteri; Siluriformes; Bagridae
Gene: ddx42
Product: DEAD (Asp-Glu-Ala-Asp) box helicase 42
Exons: 18
Coding region: 106-2817 (903 amino acids)
Molecular function (GO): ATP binding; RNA binding; RNA helicase activity
Source: RefSeq, a predicted model, not a curated record